Molecule: messenger RNA, 978 nt
Organism: Naegleria fowleri
Lineage: Eukaryota; Heterolobosea; Eutetramitea; Acrasida; Naegleriidae
Exons: 2
Coding region: 1-978 (325 amino acids)
Molecular function (GO): protein binding
Source: RefSeq, a predicted model, not a curated record
AUGUCACGAAACGAAGACCUCGAUCGCCUCCCAAAUGGAAAGAUCACCAAUGAUUACUUGAGAAGAUUAUGUAAAAGCAAAGGAGGAUACAUGACGGAAAAGCUGAAUGAGAAGCUUUACCUUCAGCAUAAGGGUGUAACAAAAAUUGAGAAUUUGGAUAAGUUUACCGGAGUGAAAGUACUGUGGCUCGAGUCAAAUGCUGUCAACAAAAUUGAGGGUUUGGAGUGUUUGAAAGAGUUGGCCUGUCUAUACAUUCAUCAGAAUUGUAUUGAACAUAUUGAGGGGAUCUUCCAUUGCGAACAGCUUCAUACAUUGAACAUUUCGGAAAACUUUAUUAGCCAUAUUCCGGAAGAGUUGGGAAAAUACUGCACCAAUCUUCAAACUCUCGAUUUGAAUAGCAAUCAAUUAAGAACAUUGGACUCUGUGAAGGCAUUGAGAUACUGUUCCAAAUUAUCAAUUUUAGAUCUAAAGCAAGUCAUUGAAGAAUUUCUAGCCAUUUUGAAAUCUCUCACAGAAUUGAAAUUACUUCGGCUUGAGGGAAACCCACUUGUGAGAAUGAUUCCGAAUUAUCGAAAGGAAAUUAUCUCCCAAAUUCCUUCAUUAAAUUAUUUAGACAAUAUGCCAAUUUUUGAGGAUGAAAGAAGAACAGUGGAUGCUUGGAAACGAGGAGGAGUGGAAGAGGAGCGUGAGGAGAGAAAAAGAAUUGCACAAGAAAAGAAAGAAAAGGAAAGAAAAAACUUUGAGGCUUUUGAACGAUUGGUUGAGAACGCAAGGAAACAAGCACAACAAACUGAAAAAUCAAUAGAUGACUCUGAAAACGAAACUAAUGUUGAUGAACAAGUUGAAGAAUUCAAAACUCCUGAUGCAACUGCCCUCAUGACUAGCUCAGAAACAAAUCAAAUCUCUACCAACACCGAGAAAACACCAGUUGACGUUGCUGUUUCCAAUGGUGAAGAAAGUCUAUUUGAUAUUGAAUAA